GCAACGUUCCAGCUUUAGUUCGUUGGCUCCAGGCAUAUCUUUAUCGUGGCGCUUCCUCAAUAGUCGCUCAAAAUCAACUUGUCCCAAUAUUAGGAAUAUUCCAAAAACUACUUGCAUCCAAAAUAAACGAUCAAUAUGCGUUAGACUUAUUAACCACAAUAAUAGAAUAUACUCCCACUGCAAAUUUGGAUCAGUAUAUGCAAGCCAUUAUAUCGUUGUUGAUGAAGAAACUUUCCGCGACCAGAAAUGAGAAAUUCACGAUACGCUUUAUAAAUUUCUUGUGUUAUUUCAUUGCUUUGAAUAAAGAGGGAGCCGGGCCGGAUUAUAUUAUUAAUGCUUUUGAUAGCAUUCAACCAGGAUUAUUCUUGCAAGUUUUAACUUCCAUUGUGAUCCUCAAUUUGCAAAAAGUUCAAGGUCAGAUUGAACGAAAUAUAUGUGCGGUGGCACUAACGCGUUUAUUAACACAAAGCAAUACAAUGUUAUCACCCAAUUAUAUCGUACAAUGGCCAAGCAUUUUGACUGCGGUUAUCAAGUUAUUUGAGGCUCCAGUCGAAAUCAAGAAAACUGGAAUCGAGGAAGAACAAGAAGAAUACGUUGAUUUCGAAUUAGAAGAGGCAGAAUUCAAAUCCGCUUUCAACAAACUGGUUACCGCUAGUAGGGCGAAACGAGAUCCAACCGGUAUACCUAAUCCACGUGACUUUUUGGCACGAUCGGUGUAUGCAUUAAGUCAGACACAUCCUGGAAAGAUAAUUGAUAUUGUUCAUAAAGAAAUUCCGCAAGAAUGUGCCAUUUAUUUGAAUCAGUAUAUGGCAAAUGCGGGUGUUGGGGCAUUAGAUUGA
This is a messenger RNA of Ambispora leptoticha, 839 nucleotides long. The record is from the annotation of a GenBank genome assembly. Lineage: Eukaryota; Fungi; Glomeromycota; Glomeromycetes; Archaeosporales; Ambisporaceae.